Molecule: messenger RNA, 5035 nt
Organism: Synchiropus splendidus (mandarinfish)
Lineage: Eukaryota; Metazoa; Chordata; Actinopteri; Syngnathiformes; Callionymidae
Gene: rfx1a
Product: regulatory factor X, 1a (influences HLA class II expression)
Exons: 18
Coding region: 186-2903 (905 amino acids)
Biological process (GO): regulation of transcription by RNA polymerase II
Cellular component (GO): nucleus
Molecular function (GO): DNA-binding transcription factor activity, RNA polymerase II-specific; RNA polymerase II cis-regulatory region sequence-specific DNA binding
Source: RefSeq, a predicted model, not a curated record
GCGGGUGGGUAGCAACAGUUGCCCUGGUGAGGACGAGGCGCCAUAGCCACGGUAGCCCUGGCGACAAGAACCCGGCAACGAGAGUCAACAACAACAACAACAGAAUCGGCCGUAAACAUAAAAGACGAUAUUCUACCGGUGGGAAUCCCACACGUGGAACCAGAGGGUCUAUCCCAUCUCAUGCAAUGGCCACCUCAGGCUACGUGAGUGAGAUCCAACCAGCGGCCCAACCUCAAGGGGCUGUGGCUGUCACUGCUGGACAGCCCGAUACUAAUUCCUCAACUGCAACUGCCCCUCAAUUCCUGGAGAUUCAAACCACAGUGGCAGCCCCCACUGUUGUCACGCCCACAGGCCAGACUUCCUCAACAGAACAAGCCGCCUCGCUCACCGCUCAGAAGGCUGCAGGUGGAACACCGACUCCAUCAGCAGUACAGGCUCAGCCAGCGCAGACACAGUAUGUGACUGCAGAGAUCCAGAGUUCCCCAACACAGUCUGGAAAUGGGCAAAGUGCUCCUCAGUAUAUUGUUGUUACUGUCACAGGUCUUCCUUCUUCAGAAGGCUCACUACACUCCAAUGACAGCGUGUCAGACUCCAGUCCUCCUCCAUCUGUGGUGCAAACUGGAGUUCCCACACAAGUUGUUCAGCAAGUGCAGACAGUCCAGCAGAGAUCUGUGGUACAGGCGACAUCUCAAAUAGCCAAGACUGAGCCUGGUACACAGCUCAGUGUCACAAGUUUGCAGCCUGUUCACAUCAGCCCAGAGCAGCUCACAUCAGUGCCCGUGCAACAUGUCUACACCAAUCAGGUGCAGUAUGUGGAGGGAGAUGCCAACUACACCACCAGCACAAUUCGUUCUAGUGCGUUCCCAUACACUGACACGCCGCUGUACACCCAAACUACGGCUGCCCAGUAUUAUGAAGCUCAACCAACUUCUGGCUCACAAGUCUCCACCCCUGGCACUCCUCUGACCGUCUCCGUGACUGCCGGCACCACUGGAGGUGUUUCCAUGUUUGUGGCCCAACCCACAAGUGUAGCCGGGGGAGGGGCCACUGUGGUGUCCACAGGUGGGACCACCAACGGGGCAGGAGAUGGGGCCGGCACUAAUGGUGGCGCAACAGGAAGUUAUGUAAUCCAAGGGGGUUACAUGCUGGGCAGCAGCAGUGGAGGGACAGCUGGCAACAGUCAGAACUACUCACACAACGCCCGCGCCUCCCCAGCCACUGUGAGUAUUACAGAGGGCGAGGAGAGUAGCGUGCCGUCGGCAGACAAGAAGGUACAGUGGUUGCUGGACAACUAUGAGACAGCGGAAGGAGUGAGUCUGCCGCGUUCCACCCUGUAUUGCCACUACUUACUCCACUGCCAGGAGCAGAAGCUAGAGCCAGUGAACGCAGCCUCUUUUGGGAAACUCAUACGAUCCGUCUUCAUGGGCUUACGUACUCGGCGCUUGGGAACUCGGGGUAACUCCAAAUACCACUAUUAUGGACUGAGGAUCAAAGCAGGAUCUUCUCUUCUCCGGUUAAUGGAGGACCAACAACAUCUGGCCAUGAGGCAGCAGCCUUUCUCACAAAAGCAGAGAUUGAAGCCUGUGCACAAAGUGGAGGGAAUGACCAACGGGACAGCAUCAGGGGCCAGUCAGCAGCAACAACAGCAACAGGGGUCGGGGCAUGUGGACAUUAGCACCCAAGUUCAGCAGUACCAGCAGUUCCUUGAUGCUUCCAGAGCACUGCCGGAAUUCCCAGACAUUGACCUUCAAGGGAAGUCCCUGCCAGAAGGCAUCGAGCUUGAGCACAUAAAGAGCUUUCAGCUAUUGUACAGAGAACACUGUGAGGCCAUACUUGACGUGAUGGUCAACCUGCAGUUCACACUGGUGGAGACGCUGUGGAAAACCUUCUGGAGGUUCAGCCAGAGUCAAGCUGGCGACGCCACAUCAGCCGUCCACGAUGAGUCAGAGAAACGCCUCCCAAAGUCCUGCUUGGUGUUGCUUUGUAAAUAUGAACCGGUGCUGCGCUGGAGCCGAGACUGUGAUAACAGUCUAUAUCAGGGCCUGGUGGAGAUCCUCAUCCCGGAUGUUCUCCGUCCUAUUCCCAGUGCCUUAACUCAAGCCAUCCGGAACUUUGCCAAGAGCUUGGAGAGCUGGUUGACAAAUGCUAUGAUGAAUAUCCCAGAGGAAAUGGUCCGCAUUAAGGUCACCUCAGCCAACGCAUUUGCCCAGACACUGCGGCGCUACACCAGUCUGAACCACUUGGCUCAGGCGGCUCGUGCCGUCCUCCAAAACACAGCUCAGAUCAAUCAGAUGCUGUCAGACUUGAAUCGUGUUGAUUUUGCAAAUGUUCAGGAGCAGGCAUCGUGGGUGUGCCGGUGUGAAGACCGUGUGGUCCAGAGACUAGAGCAGGACUUUAAGCUGACCCUGCAGCAGCAGAACUCCUUGGAGCAGUGGGCUGCAUGGCUCGAUGGUGUGGUCUCCCAAGUCCUAAAGCCUUACCAACACAGCCCUACCUUCCCCAAAGCUGCCAAGCUCUUCCUGCUCAAGUGGUCCUUCUACAGUUCCAUGGUGAUCCGGGACCUGACCCUCCGAAGCGCAGCCAGUUUCGGUUCUUUUCACUUGAUCCGCCUUCUCUAUGAUGAGUACAUGUACUACCUGAUCGAGCACAGAGUCGCACAGGCCAAAGGAGAGACCCCCAUUGCAGUCAUGGGAGAGUUUGCUAGUUUGGGCCGAGGACUGAACCAGUUGGAUCCGGAUAAAGAAGAGGAAGAAGAGGAGGAGGAGGAAAGUGACGACGAAGGUCAGGAGUUGACCCUUCCUUCAGACGGUCCGGUGUUAGGAGACGAGUCCCUGGAGCCUCCGGCAAAGCUGGCCCGAACUGACCAGCGUGUCCUCUUCACCACAGGAUCAGCCGACAACUAGUGUAACGCUCUUCUUGACACACACACACACACAAAUGUACAUACAACAGUAAUUUAUACACUCGGCUCUUGUUUUCACAUGUGUUUGCUGGGUUGUGUGUCCUUCACACAGAUCAGUGACACACUUGACGGAAUGUGGCCCCCGUCCAACCCAGAUAUUAGCUGUACGACUCUGUAAAAAAGAAUCUUUAAUCUGAGCAUGUUUUUUCCGUCAUUGCAACCUGUAACCUCAACGUCUCGUUGCGGAGAAAAGUCUGCUCACACUAGGAAAGCGUCACUGCCGUAUCAAAGUGGUCUAGAAAAUACUGUGAUAAGUGUCUACGUGUACAGGAAUCUUUCACUGAGCAAGGCCGUGGAGUUGUCGUCCUGUUGGAAUCAUACUGUACUGAACCGAGCAGCAGGCAUUUUGGGAUCUUUGGAUAUUGUCUUACGUGUGUGUGCUUCCCGGCUCCUCUCGUGCGAACGAGUUCUGCUUCUGUGCUGAAAGUUGGUGUCGUUGAUGACGUGAAUCAGCCGACUGUUUCCUCUGUAGAUAUUUUCUAAGGCUUUUAAACGAUGAGACGUGUGUAUAGUUCCAGUUCAGUUUUUAUUUGCCUGGAAAGAAUUGUUGUCGUGCUCUCCGAGUGCCUGACGCAGCUGCUGCACACACUUGCAAAGACAAAGUGACAGCUGCCGGCAACGGCUCUCUCGUUAUUUGCUGCAAAAAUCCUCACGUUCUCAUUGAACAUCUGGUUCCCUGAGUGAGGUACUUUAUGUGUCAUAUACACUCCAGUUGAAAAUAUCAGUCCAGCACUUUCUCCCCACCAAGUUUUACCAAGGAAAGCCCAAAAAGUUGGCGACUAUUGGUCAUGUUUUGAAUUGGUUCAUGCUGCAUUUUGCACUUCACUGUUGAGUUUUCAUGUACAGCUAGCUGUUAGCAGGAUAGCUUGUUGUUACCACCAACUCUUCCACAAACUAUUGACUCCUUGAGCACAAAGCAUAAACCAGCACUUAGGUUGCACUCCAACAACCAUAAUAUUUCAAGGAUAUCAAUCUAUUCUCUGUGUCGGAGUUGGGCUAAUUUAAUAUUCCAAACCCUCUCUUAAGGGCUCAGAUCAGUGUGCUUACGUAAAAAAGACUUGGUAUCUAUCUGACACUGGUGCCUUUUUAAAUAGACCUAACUGUUUUUCUCACCUUUUAAUGCAACAUAAUUGACCCUUUUCUUCCCAAAAGUUAGCAUAAUAAGUGCUAAAAACAAAAUCAGCCUUUUGUGUAACGCAUCAUAAAACUGAAGGGGAAAGUGUUGUCUUUAUAUUUUCACUGAGUAUAUUUCUGUUUCAAGUGCUUACUUCCUGGUCAUCCUGUCCUUUGUGCCUCCUUAUUUUCCUUCGUGUCCUAAUCUGUCCCCAUGUUUGCCAAACCCGGUUGCUUUUAUCCCAAAAAUACUUGUUUUAUUUAAACUUUCCGUGCCUGAGUGAAAUGGUGGUAUACUUUCUGCUGUAUAUUGAAUUAUGUUAUCACAAAGUGAACCUCUUGUGCAGUGUAUGGUGCUGUGUUUUCUAUUCAUUGUUGACCUGGUGUGCUUUAUUGAUUUAUUCGUGACUGUAUGUUCCGUUUUUAACCCUUUAUUUGAGCCUCUUUGCACAUCUUUCCCCCCGUGACCUUGUUUUUAUGACUUUUAUGCAGUUUUCAUCGCAUAGACUUUGUUCUGGUUUCUCCUCAGACAUUUCAUCUCAACGCAUUUCAACCUUCCUACCAAUGGCUUUGUUUCACUCGGGCAUCUCCAACAUCUAAAAUUCAUGAUUCUAAAUCUGCUUUCUUUGGAUUUCUAGUUUUCUAUGAUCAUUGCCGACUUCAAACCAGCACAUUGACUUUGUAAGGCGACCACAGCUAAGUACAUAUCACUGUAGUCUUUUACCAAACAGCAUUGGGUGGUCUUCGUUUACCCAGUCAAGUGGAGUCAUUUUUAUAGUGCAUUGUUUGUAACUUACAAAACAACCUAAGAUACAAAAAAAGGUGUUGUCAGUGGCAGUGUUUUAUGGAUUUGGUCUGCUAAUAGUAUGACUGUGCCUUUGGAGGUGGUAGAAUGCAAUUCAGAUGUUUUUAAUUUAAAAGUAUAAAUUAAAGGGCGAAAACAAAACGUCUCCCACUUGC